Molecule: messenger RNA, 534 nt
Organism: Pseudozyma hubeiensis SY62
Lineage: Eukaryota; Fungi; Basidiomycota; Ustilaginomycetes; Ustilaginales; Ustilaginaceae
Exons: 2
Coding region: 1-534 (177 amino acids)
Source: RefSeq, a predicted model, not a curated record
AUGAAGUUCUUCGCGUCGUUCCUUCUGGUCGUACUGGCCGCGUUCGCGGUCGCCCAGGCUAAUGUCCAGCCCACCCCAGCUCCUCGCGUCGAAAAGAGGCAAAGCUUCGACCCGUACAACCUCUCGCAGUACACCAACCCGGGAGCGCUCUCUUCGCUCUCGCAGUACAUCAACUCGCAAUUCGGCGCGCUCGACUCGGUCUCGCUUCCUGCUAGUGAAUCCUCGUACAUCGCCUCGCAGAAGAGCCAGGCCUACUCGUACCUCUCGUUGGCCUCGUCGAUCCUCGCCAACGGCGGUGCCAGCAACUCAAACCUCGGUUCGAUUCUUGGCUCGAUCACCAAGUCCGCCAGCGGCGCUCUCAGCAGCAUUUCGAAGGAAGGGUCGUCGGCCGCCAGCGCUGCCUCGUCGGCAGCCACAAGCUCGCGCGGCUCGUCCAACGGUGCCGUUGCUGCUUCGGGCCCCAUGCCCGGCUACAUGGUCGGCGUCGUCGCCUGCACUUUCGUCGCUGCUCUUGCUGGCGCCUUUGCCCUCUAG